CCAGCAGUGCCACCCGCAAGUUCCGCCCACCUGUGCCCAGCAGUGCGCCCACUAGCUCCGCCCACCUGUGCCCAGCAGAUCACCCACCUGUGCCCAGCAGUGCACCCACCUCAGUGCCACCCACCUGUGUCCACCAGUGCCACCCACCUGUGCCCACCCACCAGUGCUGCCCACCAGUGCCACCCACCAGUGCAGCCCAGCAGUGCUGCCAGUCAGUGCCACCAGUCAGUGCCCAGGGGUUGUGCCAGUCAGUGCCACCAGUCAGUGCCCAGCAGUGAUGCCAGUCAGUGCCGUCUAUCAGUACCCAUCAUCAGUGUCACCUAUCAGUGCCGCCUAUCAGUG
Messenger RNA from Staurois parvus, 342 nucleotides. The record is from the annotation of a GenBank genome assembly. NCBI's taxonomy places the organism in Eukaryota, Metazoa, Chordata, Amphibia, Anura, Ranidae.